CCUAACACUGCGAUAAUGUACAGAAUUGGGCGGAAUUUGACAUAAGCAUUGCGGGCGCGAUUAAUCGUGAUCUCAUAGUUUCAAGUAUUUAAAUGUCGUCAGUUAAUUCUUAGUAGUAUCAUUGACAAUCUUGCACGUCAAAUAUUAUCUUGUUAAUUAAAGCCACGCCUUGGGUAAUACAGAAAUGUAUUACAUAAACAUAGUUUAAAGAAACUUAUGUUAAUUGUGUUACUUCUACUUAGAUGUGCUUAACAGAAAUUAUGAUAAAUCACUUAUUCGUGCUCAGAAUAUUCAACUCUGACAAUAUUUUCUAACUGUUGCUGAUUCUGCAAUAAGAUUCAUAUAUAGUAUACUCUGAUAUAAGAAGUAUUCAUGCCUUUUUGUCGGGAAAAUUAUACGACCAGCAACAUGGAGGACUAUACUGUAUUAUCGGAUGUAUCCGUUGUAGAUGUUUAUGAUAUUGCUUCGGAAAUAGGAAAAGAAUGUGAGAAAUUAAUCGAUUCGUUUGGAGUACAAUCUGUGACUAAUUUGAUGCCAAAGGUGAUACAUGCAUUGGAACUAUUGGAAAAUCUUGCUACCAAAAAUGAACGUGAAAAUACAAUAGUUCAAGAGUUACGUGCAAAGAUUUCACAAUUGGAAAGUGAUAAAAUUGGGAAAGCUGAAGAUAGGCAGAGAUUUGAAAAAGAAUUAGAACAAAUUGAAGAACAUUGGAGACAAGAAUCUCGUGAUCUGGUGGGAAUGGUUACACGAUUACAGGAAGAAAAUAGACGAUUAGCAGAAGCACUCCACGAAUCACGUAGUGACAGUCAGUACAGCAGUAAACAAACUUUUACUGCUAGUCAGGAAGUCGAUGUAGCAGUGUUACAACAUUUAAGAUCCAUGAUAGAUAAGCAAAGAGAUCAAAUUCGUGCAAGAGACAAAGAGAUGGCACAGAAGAAUUUGGAAAUAGAAAAUUUAACAGCACAAGUUGAGAAACUUGGAGUUGUUGGUCGAGAAUUAAAACGUAAACAACGUCAAGCACAGAUGCAAGCUCGUGGAUUAGUGGAAGAAAGAGCAGACUUUUUGGCCCAGUUGCAAGACCAAAAUCGUGAAUUGAUAAAUCUACGAUCACGUCUUGGUUUAGCGAGAAAGGAAAACGAAGAUUUAACUAAACUUCAGGGAUGCCCAGAUCUAACAAAUAAAGCUGUUUAUGACCUCGACGACCCAGACAGACCAAGAUUUACUACUGCAGAAUUGAAAGAAAUUUUGCACGAGCGAAACGAACUAAAAGCUAGAGUCUCGGAUUUAGAAGACGAAUUAGAACUUUAUCGACCAAAACCUGACACGGCCGAAGAAGAUAAAGAUGCUCCAGUUCAAGGACCACUUCCUUACGAACCAGAUGAUGCACCUUGGAAGAAAACAUCUGAAUCUGGGAUUCGUAAAUUUUUCCGGAAAAUAUUCUCAGAGUCUAGCAGUAGCUUUUUAGUUGGUAGCAGUCCACGUAGGAGCCUUUCUAGUCUAUCAAAGAUGGCUCUUUCUGGGAAUACUACAUGUGAUGAGCCUGUAUAAUGGCUUCUUUCUUUUGACCAGUGAUUAAAUAACAUGAAACGUCGUUUCACGAGAAUUGGUUGAACAUAUGGUUCUUGGAUCAACAUACAGCAUUUGUAUGUGAUUUCUUGAUAAUAACUACGCAUUUACAGUGUUUUUUUAACAUUUAAAAUUAGACAACAUUAGAUAUUUUAAUUAAUUGAUACAAAUGUAGGCAUUUAUACGAAAACAAAGCAUUUAGAUACAUGCAUGCAUUAGUAUGUUAUUAUUUACUGUACACAAUGAAAUGAAACAUCAUUCUCAAAUUUUU
Megalopta genalis is the source of this 1837-nucleotide messenger RNA. RefSeq names its product Rab interacting lysosomal protein like (gene Rilpl). Gene Ontology annotation, cellular component: ciliary basal body; cytoplasm. The record is from RefSeq and is a predicted model, not a curated record. NCBI's taxonomy places the organism in Eukaryota, Metazoa, Arthropoda, Insecta, Hymenoptera, Halictidae. Gene Ontology annotation, molecular function: protein dimerization activity; dynein light intermediate chain binding; small GTPase binding. Gene Ontology annotation, biological process: cilium assembly.